Messenger RNA from Penicillium riverlandense, 2040 nucleotides. RefSeq lists its product as uncharacterized. Gene Ontology annotation, molecular function: RNA polymerase II cis-regulatory region sequence-specific DNA binding; zinc ion binding; DNA-binding transcription factor activity, RNA polymerase II-specific. Gene Ontology annotation, cellular component: chromatin. The transcript is spliced from 8 exons. The record is from RefSeq and is a predicted model, not a curated record. Gene Ontology annotation, biological process: DNA-templated transcription; regulation of transcription by RNA polymerase II. NCBI's taxonomy places the organism in Eukaryota, Fungi, Ascomycota, Eurotiomycetes, Eurotiales, Aspergillaceae. The coding region runs from base 1 to 2040 and encodes 679 amino acids.
AUGAAGCCCGCCGAGAAGCACUUUCGUUGUACUGUUUGCCAACGAGGAUUCACGCGCAUCGACCACCUCAAACGACACCAUCUGCGCCACUCGGGCCAGAAGCCCUACUCGUGUGUCUUCUGCAAUGAAGCCUUUGCGCGCUGCGAUAAUCUCCGCGACCACUACACCGAUUGCGCCAAGCGCGGAGAUCGGAAGAUUCCCGAAACGGGCCAAAGGGGUAGACGGCGUCAUGCGUGCCAAUCGUGUAUGUCUAUGAAACUACGUUGCGACGGCCAGAGCCCUUGCGGAUCGUGUCAAAAGAGAAACCUCGAGUGCAACAACGAGCAGCCGGAGCCGUCGAAACAGCCAGAGCUGGACUAUAGCGAACCCUCCGUGAAAUCCGAGUUACCGGGACAGCCAUCAGACCGUGGAUCGAUUAAAUUCCUACUCAAUGCCGGCUACGACAGUUUCACCGAAGGCUUCCGACUGCCCCCUCGGAGUGACCGGCCACGGGGUGCAUUAUUCGACAGCAACCAAAAUGAAUUAGAGGAGAGUGAGAACAGCAUGUUCCCGUAUAACAUGGAGAGCGGCCGAUCAGACUAUACCCCAGCUAUGCUGGAUUCGGACCCUACGACACUUCAUUUCUACCAGGAUACAUUUCUGGACUUUUUCAAUGGGCCCUUUGGAGAUGCUCAUAAAAUGCAAGGAGACCCGUAUUCCGGAGUGGUCUACCAGGCUAUGGGACAAGAUCCUAGCCUGGCACUAUCCGCAGAAAAUGCCAUGUUCGAGCCGGAACGACCCUUUGCAACGGCGCUUAUCCAGUCGAUACUAGCACGAGCAUGGACGCUCCCGCUGGAUACCAAAGCCCAAGAAGAAAUUUCCACAAGCCUCAACUUCUUGCUCACCACUGCUCGCAUUCGGAAAUUCGUGGCACUGUAUUUUAAAUACUGGCAUCCGAGUUGCAAGAUGAUACAUGGUCCAUCAUUUGACCCGGAGACGGCCACCUUGCCACUGCUGGCUUCGGUCGUUUUUAUGGGAGCCAUGUACGCUACCGACCAGAGAGAGGCCUAUGUUGCCAAAAGGGUGCUGGACUUUGCAGAACUCUUUAUUUUCUCCUGUGAUGUUUACUCUUCGGAAAACGACAUUGUAACUGUUUUCGCUGGCAACCGAUGUUUCGAAAAUGAGUCGCACGACUGGGUCAAGUUCCAGAAUUUCCAAGCUGGAUUUCUUAUUACCAUAGUCCAGUACUGGGCGGGCAGUAAGGUUUCCCGCAGUCGGGCGAUGGAGAACCGGUUCAGUGAAGUUGUUAAGGUUACUCGGCGUCUACAGCUUUUGCAGUGUCGCCAUACUCCCCGCGAUCGAGUCUUGGAAAGCCUGUGGAUCCAGACAGAGUGUCGCAUUCGCUGUAUCAAUAUUGUGAUUUCACUGGAUUGCGCCUUCUUCUUCUACCAGAAUUAUCCCUGUCGCUUCACUCAUACGGAGAUGGAAUGCGACCUACCAUGUUACGACUCGCUAUUUCGUUCUGAACACCCAUUCAGAGAGCCUAAUUUCCGGUAUACACGCGACCUUACAAUUUCUGAGGCUUUUCAAAACCUGUUUGAAGACGAAACCCGACGCGACUCUCCACCACAUUCACCUGGAAUCAGCCGGAUGGACCUCACUGUGCUGGACAUGUGGUUCUUGAUUCACAUUCUAUACGCAUUCAUCAAUACCCACAUGACCUUGUUAGGGCCACGUAUUCGUCGCCGCAAACCCGAACAAAAUGGAAAAUAUGGAGCCUUGGGUACAAAUCAGAUCAGCUCCAUACCAGACGAUUCGGUCCUCAAAGCCAUUCGGACAGCAUUAUCCCAGUGGCACAAUCACUGGGAGGCAUUACGCAACCAACUCUCAGGCGAAGAAUGGGCUUCAAUGGGGUUCUAUAAGAAUGGAUACAAUUUCUGGCUUGUUUCACAGCUGCUGAUCACCAAGAAAGAUGCAGUUGAUGUGGUCAUGAACAUGGAGGUCAAUUGUGAAGAUAAACUGCAGAAGUUGAAGGUGCUACUGCGCGAUGAGAAGGAAUAG